AUGAGAAACUCUUCACUUCACUACCUAAGACAUCAUCACAAAGCCAUCAUCACUUCCACCCACCAAUUCCUCCACUUGUUCUCCUCCUUACCUUCCCCUCUUCUCGAAUCGCAAAACACAUCUCUCCAUUCUCUUCCAAUCCAAACCCGGAGGCGUGCAUUAGUCUAUCUCUUACAACUAGGCCUUCCGAACAAACCCAAAACAAUCCACGCUCAGGUUCUCGCAUUGGGUUUUCGACAGGAUGUCUUCCUGUCCAAUCUUCUUCUUGAUUCGUACAAGAGAUGUGGGUUGAUUGUUUAUGCACGGAAGGUGUUUGAUACAAUGCCUGAGAGGAGCUCCGUCACUUGGUCCUCCAUGGUUUCGAUGUACGCCAAACAUGGCAAGAGUGAGGAAGCACUGUAUGUGUUCUCGGAGUUUCAUAGAAGCUCUGAUGGGAGGCCGAAUGAGUAUACGUUGCCUAGUGUUAUUCGGGCUUGUACGCAAUUAGGAGGUGCUGAUCAAGGCGCCCAAGUACAUUGUUUUGUUGUAAAGACUGGUUUUGAUAAGGAAGUCUUUGUGGGUACUUCUUUGAUUGAUUUUUAUGUGAAAAUGGGUGAUAUGGAGGAGGCGAGAUUGAUUUUUGAUGGGUUGGAUGUUAGAAGCGCGGUUACUUGGACUAUAGUCAUAGCAGGGAACGCGAAAAGUGGGAGGAGUGAGGAGGCUUUGGAACUGUUUUGUCGUAUGAGGGACAGUGAUGUUGUUCCGGAUAAAUAUGUGCUCUCUGCUCUUCUGACGGCAUGUUCUGCGCUCAAGUUUGUUGGAGGCGGCAAGCAGAUCCAUGCUUAUGCGCUGAGAAGGGGAACGGAAAUGGAUGUUCUGGUGGUUAAUGUACUAGUAGAUUUCUACACAAAGUGCAGUCAAGUCCAGGCGGGUCAGAAGCUAUUUGAUAAGAUGGUGGAUAAGGACCUUAUAUCAUGGACCACAAUGAUAGCAGGGUAUAUGCAGAACUCAAUGCACAUGGAGGCCGUUAAGCUAUUUUCUGACAUGACCAGAUCGGGUUGGAAGCCAGACGGAUAUGGGUGCAGUAGCAUUCUUACUUCAUGUGGUUCACUUGGGGCUCUAAAACAUGGGAGACAAGUGCACGCUUAUACUAUAAGGGGUGAUCUUGUCUGCGAAUAUUAUGUGAAGAAUAGUUUGAUUGAUAUGUAUGCAAAAUGUGAUUCACUGAACGACGCAAGAAGAGUUUUUGAUUCCAUGACUGAUCAUAAUGUGGUCUCUUACAAUGCAAUGAUUGAAGGAUACUCAAGACAGGAGAAGUUGGUUGAAGCUUUGGAUCUUUUCAAUCUGAUGAGGCUUAGAUUGGUCCGGCCUAGUAUCUUGACAUUUGUCAGUCUUCUUGGUGUCUCAGCUGCUUCAUUGACCUUGGAAUUAAGCAAGCAAAUCCAUGGGCUGACCACCAAGUACGGAUUAUCCUUGGAUGUUUUUGCGGGCAGCGCUCUCAUAGAUGUUUAUUCCAAGUGUUCAUGUAUUCAAGAAGCUAAACUUGUAUUCGAGGAAAUGAAUGAAAAAGACAUAGUAGUGUGGAAUGCAAUGUUUUGCGGAUACGCCCAACAGCUGGAUAGUGAAGAGGCUUUUAAGUUGUACUCAGAACUACAGGUAUCGAGACAAAUUCCUAAUGAGUUUACUUUUGCUUCCCUAAUCUCAGCAGCCAGCAACCUAGCAAGUAUCCAGCAUGGUCAAAAGUUUCACAGCCAGAUCAUUAGAAUUGGUCUUGAGAAUGAUCCUUUUGUCACAAAUGCCCUUGUGGAUAUGUAUUCCAAGUGUGGAAACAUUCACGAGGCUCACAAAAUAUUCGAUUCCAGAACUUUUAAAGAUGUUGCCUGUUGGAAUUCCAUUAUUUCAACGUAUGCUCAUCAUGGAGAAGCAGAAAAUGCUAUUUUGAUGUUUGAAAAAAUGAUGAAAGGGGGAUUAAAACCCAACUAUAUUACAUUUGUGGGUUUGCUAUCAGCUUGUAGCCAUGCAGGCCUUUUGGAAGACGGACUUCGUCACUUUGAAUCAAUGCCUUCGUUUGGAAUUGAACCAGGGAUAGACCAUUAUUCUUGCAUCGUUUCUCUCCUGGGACGUGCUGGUAAAUUAUAUGAAGCUAAGGAAUUUAUUGAGAAAAUGCCAAUGGAACCAGCAGCAAUUCUAUGGAGGAGUUUCCUGAGUGCAUGUACAGCUGCAGGUAAUGUUGAAUUGGGGAUCUAUGCAGCAGAGAUGACAAUUUUGAGUGAUCCAAAGGAUAGUGGAUCAUAUAUCUUACUUUCAAAUAUGUAUGCAGCUGAAGGUAUGUGGGAUGAUGUCAAGAGGGUGAGGGAAAAAAUGGAGUGUAAUGGUGUAGUAAAAGAAACUGGACGUAGUUGGGUUGGAGAGGUUGACAAGCCUAUUUACUGAAAAAUUAAAAGAGAUAAUUGUGAAACUCGUCUGAUUUUUUCAAUUUUAGCCAAUCUGACUACGCAGAUCAAAGGCAUUGGUUUUGUGCCUGAUACUACAGCAUGUAUGGUUCAUGCUUGAGCAAUCGUGCCAAGUGGAGCUGCCAACGGCAUGUGCGCCUGAACAACUAUGAAAAUAGACUUCACAGGUGCAUCUUUCUGAACUCUGAAGUGAAGAUUAUGCUCGACAUGCAAAAUGUUGGGCUACCUUUAGUCGAGAUAUUUAAGCUGGUGAAUCAAUCUAGGCUUUGAGUAAUGCAGAAGGUUUACCAUCUGAAUGUAAGUGCAUAUGUGCAAACAUAAUGGAGGAAGAUUCUUUGUUGGGAUUGAAACAUAAGUCGCAUUCAAGAAGCUGGUACAGACAUCACUGGAGCGGAUGAUUUGAUGAAAUACAGAGAUCACACCUAGUGGUAGUCCAAAAUAGAAAAGAUUGAUUCUAAUUGUGUACAUGCAUGAAGGUAUUAAAUGCAAGUUGAUGUUCUAUUUGCAGCUUAGAGAAUGAGAGAUACUUCAGCGGAGAAGUUCAAUUAUCAAGCAUGAUGGGAAAAGCAUUGGUAAAAUAUCAUUUCUUGAUGUUGUCUUCAUUGAAUUACUGUGAUUUAGUUUUCCAGAGGUUCUAGUUCUCCAAAGUUCAAAGUUGCAUCACUUGUGUGGAGUAUCACGUAUGGUAUGGCCUAUGGGUUUCUACCAUGUACUAUGAAGCGUAGUGUUACAAUGGAAGAGAAGUUCAGCCAUUUGAUUCAGAGUUUAUCAUGUACGCAACUUGGGGGGUGGGAGUCUGCAGCAAUGUUCGGAAGGACAACGUUCUUCUUGCCCAUGUCACCUGAAGUAGCAGUGUUUGCUCCAGUAUCAUGAGGCUAAACAAUUUUGUAUAUAUCUCCAUAAAACUGGACGUAGUUUCGAGGGGCAUUAUUUGAAGAGAUCAUUUGGAAGGAGUUGCUGAAAACUUAAAACUUAAAAGAGAUCAUUGUGAAACUGAUGUGAUCAUUUUCUUAGCCAAUCUGACUACGCAGAUCAAAGGCAUUGGUUUUGUGGCAGAUACUACAGCAUCGUGUCAAGUGGAGCUGCCAAUGGCAUGUGGUCCUGAACAACUAU
Messenger RNA from Argentina anserina (silverweed cinquefoil), 3545 nucleotides. RefSeq names its product pentatricopeptide repeat-containing protein At4g39530-like. The record is from RefSeq and is a predicted model, not a curated record. Lineage: Eukaryota; Viridiplantae; Streptophyta; Magnoliopsida; Rosales; Rosaceae. Gene Ontology annotation, molecular function: protein binding.